Messenger RNA from Nymphaea colorata (pocket water lily), 1399 nucleotides. RefSeq lists its product as uncharacterized. The record is from RefSeq and is a predicted model, not a curated record. Lineage: Eukaryota; Viridiplantae; Streptophyta; Magnoliopsida; Nymphaeales; Nymphaeaceae. Gene Ontology annotation, biological process: regulation of flower development. The coding region runs from base 107 to 1201 and encodes 364 amino acids. Gene Ontology annotation, cellular component: nucleus. The transcript is spliced from 5 exons. Gene Ontology annotation, molecular function: protein binding.
CCCUCCGCUCAUUCCACCCCCUCCCUUUCUCUUCGAGAGUCUGAGCAAAAAUAAGAAAGAGAAAAUCGCCAUUGUAGUUGUGAGGCACAGAAAGAGAGAGAUAGAGAUGUUACAGGACGUGCUCCAUCCACCGGAAUCACAUUUUCCGGAAGAUCUCGCUGUGCCACCGGCGUCGUUUUUCGACUUCGCGGAGGACGACGUCCUCCUAGCCGAGACGCUGAGCAACCAGCCGGACGUCUGCAGCUCUAACAGCUCCGGCGACACCCUUUUCUCCUCCUCAUCUCCAUCCGCCGACAGCAACCGGAACACCCCGGUUCUCGCCGCCGCUUCUCAUCUUACGGGCACCCCCCAGCAACAGGGCGUCGACUUUCCGACGAGCUACGCGCCUGCUCUUACCUUCCACGACCAGUUCGACCUCUCCUCGAUCCACCACUUAUCCUCCUCCGCCUCCUCCUAUGAGGACAAUGCCGCCGGAACUGGCUUCUGUUACGUGUUCGGCCAGGCGGGGGCCAGCCUCGACUCUUCCUCGCCGAUGCCGUGCUCCUUCGGGCCGCCCUUCGAGGCGGAGGUGGAGUGCCUCUUACCAUUUAUUGAUUUCGCCCAGGCGGCCACGCUCGGCCUCGUGCAGCCAGGUGGGCUGAGCCCGACGGCUGCGGCUGCCAGAGGAAGGGCUUGCCGGCCGAUGCACCAAACCGAGCCGGGGAUCAUGGCCGCGGAGCUGGAGAUUCACGCCGAGAGUCUCGGAGGCGUCUUCUCCGCCGAGUCGAUGCGCGGGCUCUAUAGCGCCGGAGACAUGCAGGAGAAGGGACAGGUAGUGGGUGGUGGUGGGUGUGGCACCGCUUUGACGUCCGAUGCGCCUCCCUUAGAGGAAUCAGGCUUCAAAAUUGGCCGCUAUUCUGUGGAGGAGCGAAAGCAGAGGAUUCAUAGGUACAUGAAAAAGAGGAACCAGAGAAACUUCAACAAGAAGAUCAAGUAUGCCUGCCGGAAGACACUAGCGGACAGCAGACCACGUGUUCGGGGAAGGUUUGCAAAGAAUGAUGACUUCGGCGACGCAACAAGAACGCAUCACUUUGAAGACGACGACGAAGUCGAUAAUGCAGACUACAAAGAGCAGGACUUGAUCGACUCUUCAGACAUUUUUGCCCACAUUAGUGGCGUGAACUCUUUCGAUACGAAUAAUCCUAUUCAAUCCUGGAUUUAGAUUAUUCGCUGUUGGAGAUUGAGUUUGUACAUCAACACUUGAAUGAAGCCUGGAACGUAUCCUUUUUUUGUUCAAUAAGAGAAACUGUUACUUGAAAACGCUUGUAUGAAGUGCUUUGCUUCAGGAGCUACUAAAUUUGAGCCCUCAAAUUUUAUAAGUUCAUUAUCGGCAGAAAGAUCUUUGCCCUUUUUCCUUUCA